AUGUCUGAGACUCAGCUGGAAAAAUGCUGUGAAUGCAUCAUCAACGUUUUCCACCAAUACUCGAUUCGAGUGGAUCAUUUCGAUAUGCUCAGCAAGGGAGAGCUGAAGAAGCUGAUUGAGCAGCAGCUGCCCAACUUCCUGAAGAACAAGAAGGACCAGCAGACUAUAGACCGCAUAUUCGAGGAACUUGAUAAGAACAAGGAUCAACAACUCAGUUUUGAUGAAUUCAUCAACUUCCUUACAAGAGUGUUGAUUGCUACCCAUGAACACAUCCACCAGAAAGAGGAGCAGGGUCAAGGCCAAGGCCAAGGCCAAGGCCAAGGCCAUGGUCACAGCCACUAA
Messenger RNA from Eublepharis macularius, 342 nucleotides. RefSeq names its product protein S100-A12-like. The record is from RefSeq and is a predicted model, not a curated record. Gene Ontology annotation, biological process: endothelial cell migration. Gene Ontology annotation, molecular function: calcium ion binding. The transcript has 2 exons. Lineage: Eukaryota; Metazoa; Chordata; Lepidosauria; Squamata; Eublepharidae. Gene Ontology annotation, cellular component: extracellular exosome; cytoplasm. Bases 1 to 342 code for a protein of 113 amino acids.